AUGGCGGACGCUCAGAAGAAGAUGCAGGCGCUCUCGGACGAGUUCCAGCAGUUGCAGACGGAACUCGAUGGUCUUGUCGAUGCGCGCCAGAAGCUCGAGUCCCAGCAACAGGAGAACCUGGGUGUGCAAAAGGAAUUCGACUCGCUCGAUGAUGACUCCAAUAUCUACAAGCUGGUCGGCCCCGUUCUGUUGAAGCAAGAGAAGACCGAGGCUGUCAUGGCUGUCAAUGGACGUCUGGAGUUCAUUGAAAAGGAAAUUAAGCGGAUCGAGGGGCAAAUCAAGGAGAAUCAGGACAAAGCGGAUAAGAAGCGUACCGAGGUGAGCUUUGACCGUUGUUGGCGAAGAUGUGACAAGUAA
This is a messenger RNA of Aspergillus homomorphus CBS 101889, 357 nucleotides long. RefSeq names its product tubulin-binding prefolding complex subunit YKE2. The transcript has 3 exons. Gene Ontology annotation, cellular component: prefoldin complex; cytoplasm. Gene Ontology annotation, molecular function: protein-folding chaperone binding. Bases 1 to 357 code for a protein of 118 amino acids. The record is from RefSeq and is a predicted model, not a curated record. Lineage: Eukaryota; Fungi; Ascomycota; Eurotiomycetes; Eurotiales; Aspergillaceae. Gene Ontology annotation, biological process: protein folding; chaperone-mediated protein complex assembly.